CUCUCUGCAAAUUUACCGAUGAAGGAGUUCGAUUACGACAAGCUUGUCACUGCCACAGAUCGAUUCUCUCCUUCGCAACUCAUCGGUCAUGCCCAGAAAAAACUCAUGGUCGUUGAGUACAUGCCAAACGGAUCGUUACACCAGUUAUUACACGUGUCAGCUGAUCCUCUUCCCACUUGGCUUAAACGCAUCGAAAUCGCUCUUCAGAUCGCGAGUGCGGUUCACUUCCUUCAUGAACAAGGUAUCAUCCACCGUGAUAUCAAAUCGGAAAACGUUUUGUUUGAUUCAAAUUGGGAAGCGAAGCUCGCUGACUUCGGACUCGCCGUUGAUUUGGGAGGUGAUAAGACGAGACCGGCGCCGGCGGGAACUAUUGGAUACUUAGAUCCGUGUUACACGUUACCGGAGAAUCUGAGUGUGAAGACUGAUGUUUAUAGUUACGGUGUCGUUUUGUUGGAGAUUGUUAGUUGUCGAAAAGCUAUCGAGGUCUCUUGUUCCCCGUCGUCGAUAGUGGACUGGGCGGUUCCGUUGAUUAAAGAAGGGAGGAUCGGAGAAAUCUGCGGCGGAGGAGGAGGAUCGGCUGUUUUCCGGGGAAUGAAUCUACGGUUGUUGCGUAUGGCGGCGAGAUGCGUUUCUUCCGACGUGGAAUCACGUCCGUGUUUCGGGGAGAUCACGGCGGAGAUAGUUGCGUGUUUGGCGGAACCGUUGAAGAGUUUGCCGUUAUGGAUUAGCGUUUUGCGUCGAGUUGUUAAACUGAAACGGCGGAAAAAACGGUUGAGAGAAACGCUGACGUGGCCGGGUCAAACUUGCCGCGUUUGGUGAGAUUUAUGAAAGCCGGGUCAAAUGUAGAGUCGGGUCGGGUUCAAAGGAUGGUUACAAAAACAAACAUCCAAAUCCAAG
Messenger RNA from Arabidopsis arenosa, 897 nucleotides. Lineage: Eukaryota; Viridiplantae; Streptophyta; Magnoliopsida; Brassicales; Brassicaceae. The record is from the annotation of a GenBank genome assembly.